GGCGCGCGCUGGUGCAGUGGAGGCCGGUGCGCGUGCGGUGGGCCAGGAUCAUUGGUCGACCGCCCGUGCAGCUCUAAGCCCGCGACCCCGCGUUAACCACAGGAGGCUCCCGUUCUGCUCCCGCUUCCGCCUAGGGGCUAGCCGGGAGGUGACUUCAUGGCAUCGCACCUGAGCUGAGCACUUCGCGUGUGACAGGCCCAGAAAGGCGUUAUCGUUGGUCCUGGGUUCGGGCGACAGACGAUCUAGGAGAUGAGUGAGAAGCCGGACAAGGAAGGGCCAAGGCUCAUGGGAGAUUGUGGCCAGUGCAGCUCAGUAAACAGUUCUGCAACCCCAGCACAACAGGAGGAAGAGGGGUCUCGGGUGGCUGCAGGGCCUGAACCUCAGCCUGGCCUCUACAGCUACAUCAGGGAUGACCUUUUCACCUCGGAAAUCUUCAAGCUAGAGUUGCAGAAUGUGCCUCGACAUGCCAGCUUCAGUGAUGUUCGACGCUUUUUGGGCCGCUUUGGCCUACAACCUCACAAAACCAAACUCUUCGGACAACCACCUUGCGCCUUUGUGACAUUUCGCAGUGCUGCCGAGCGUGACAAGGCCCUGCUAGUGCUACAUGGUGCCCUCUGGAAGGGCCGCCCACUCAGUGUGCGCCUGGCCCGCCCCAAGGCUGACCCUAUGGCCAGAAAGAGGCGGCAAGAAGGGGACAGUGAACCACCUGCAACGCGAGUUGCUGACGUGGUGACCCCUCUUUGGGCAGUGCCCUAUGCUGAGCAGCUGGAGCGGAAGCGUCUGGAGUGUGAGCAGGUUCUGCAGAGGCUGGCCAAGGAAAUCGGGACAACCAACCGCAUCCUCCUGCCCUGGCUGCUCACACAGAGGCACAAGCACAACAAAGCCUGUUGCCCAUUGGAGGGGGUCAGGCCAUCACCCCAGCAGACUGAGUAUCGUAAUAAGUGUGAGUUUCUGGUUGGAGUCGGGGUGGAUGGAGAAGACAACACUGUUGGCUGCCGGCUUGGCAAGUACAAGGGUGGAACAUGUGCUGUGGCAUCCCCUUUUGACACUGUGCACAUUCCAGAGGCCACCAAGCAGGUGGUGAAAGCCUUCCAAGAGUUCAUCCGGUCCACUCCAUACUCAGCAUAUGACCCUGAGACAUACACGGGCCACUGGAAGCAGCUGACUGUGCGUACCAGCCGCAGAGGCCAAGCCAUGGCCAUUGCCUACUUCCACCCCCAGAAGCUGGGCUCUGAUGAGAUGGCAGAAUUGAAGGCUUCUCUGGCACAGCACUUCAUGGAGGGGCCAGGCAAAGCCAGUGGGGUGACCUCUCUUUACUUCAUGGAGGAGGGACAGAGAAAGACCCCCAGCCAGGAGGGCCUGCCUCUGGAACAUGUGGCUGGGGACCGAUGCAUCCAGGAGGACCUGCUAGGACUGACUUUUCGCAUCUCUCCUCAUGCUUUCUUUCAGGUAAACACACCUGCAGCCGAGGUGCUCUAUACAGUCAUCCAGGACUGGGCCUACCUGGAUGGGGAUAGUACUGUGUUGGAUGUAUGCUGUGGAACUGGUACCAUUGGUCUGGCCCUGGCCCGGAAGGUGAAGAAAGUAGUUGGGAUUGAGCUGUGCCAAGAAGCUGUGGAGGAUGCCCAGGUUAAUGCCCUUACCAAUGAGCUAAGCAACGUUGAGUUCCACUGUGGCAGGGCUGAAGACUUGGUGCCAACUCUGGUGAGCAGACUUGCUUCCCAACAACUUGUGGCUAUUCUUGACCCACCUCGAGCUGGCCUGCAUUCAAAGGUGAUACUGGCCAUCCGUAGAGCUGAGAACAUUAAGCGGCUUCUAUAUGUCUCAUGUAACCCUCGGGCAGCCAUGGGCAACUUCGUAGACCUCUGCAGGGCCCCAUCUAACCGGGUGAAAGGCACACCCUUCCAACCAGUCAAGGCUGUGGCUGUGGACUUGUUUCCACAGACACCACACUGUGAGAUGCUUAUUCUGUUUGAGAGGAUGGAGCACCUUAAUGGCAUGAGGGUCCUGGGGCACCAAGACCUUCCACCUGAGUCCCCUGCAGCUCCCUGACAACACAGGAAACAGGCUUUCCUUUCAUCCUGUCCUGGGAGCUGCAGAAACCAGCUCUUCCAGAGCACGGUCAGAAGCUGGGAAAUUCCUUACUGCCCUGCACAUUGCAAGAUGGUCAGGCAAACAAUCACAAGGCUGUCAAAACCAGCUGACCUGUUGUGGUUCUAAAGAAGAGUGGACACCAUGUCUUGUAUUGGAUUAGCAGGACUAUGGAGCUAGAAUAAACAAUUGAUGGAUUCA
Molecule: messenger RNA, 2292 nt
Organism: Jaculus jaculus (lesser Egyptian jerboa)
Lineage: Eukaryota; Metazoa; Chordata; Mammalia; Rodentia; Dipodidae
Gene: Trmt2a
Product: tRNA methyltransferase 2 homolog A
Exons: 12
Coding region: 250-2052 (600 amino acids)
Biological process (GO): RNA processing
Molecular function (GO): RNA methyltransferase activity; nucleic acid binding
Source: RefSeq, a predicted model, not a curated record